This is a messenger RNA of Phacochoerus africanus (Common warthog), 6157 nucleotides long. It is a transcript of the gene TSHZ2, whose product is annotated as teashirt zinc finger homeobox 2. Gene Ontology annotation, molecular function: DNA-binding transcription factor activity, RNA polymerase II-specific; DNA binding. Gene Ontology annotation, biological process: regulation of transcription by RNA polymerase II. The coding region runs from base 76 to 3183 and encodes 1035 amino acids. The transcript has 2 exons. The record is from RefSeq and is a predicted model, not a curated record. Lineage: Eukaryota; Metazoa; Chordata; Mammalia; Artiodactyla; Suidae. Gene Ontology annotation, cellular component: nucleus.
GCGAGAGAGACAGCGGGCCCCCGCGCGCGGCUCGGGGCUGGGGCGCCAGAAGUGGGACUGGAGCGAAGUAGAGCGAUGCCAAGGAGGAAACAGCAGGCACCCAAGCGGGCGGCAGGCUACGCCCAGGAGGAACAGCUGAAGGAAGAGGAGGAAAUAAAAGAAGAGGAGGAGGAAGAGGAAGACAGCGGCUCGGUAGCUCAACUUCAGGGCAGCAAUGACCCAGGGACAGACGAGGAGCUAGAGACGGGGGCCGAGCAGAAAGGCUGCUUCAGCUACCAGAACUCUCCAGGGAGUCAUCUGUCCAAUCAGGACGCCGAGAACGAGUCCUUGCUGAGUGACGCCAGUGACCAGGUGUCAGACAUCAAGAGCGUGUGCAGCCGAGAUGCCUCAGACAAGAAAGCUAGCGUGCACCCCAAGCUCCCCACCGAAGCCCACAGUUGCAUGGAUAAGAUGACCGCUGUCUAUGCCAACAUCCUGUCUGAUUCCUACUGGUCCGGCCUGGGACUUGGCUUCAAGCUGUCCAACAGCGAGAGGCGGCAUUGUGACACCCGAAAUGGCAGCAGCAAGACUGAUUUCGACUGGCACCAGGACGCUCUGUCCAAAAGCCUGCAGCAGAACUUGCCUCCCAGGUCGGUGUCCAAGCCCAGCCUGUUCAGCUCGGUCCAGCUGUACCGGCAGAGCAGUAAGAUGUGCGGGACCGCCUUCACCGGGGCCAGCAGGUUCCGGUGCCGGCAGUGCAGCGCCGCCUACGACACCUUGGUGGAGCUGACUGUGCACAUGAACGAAACGGGCCACUAUCAAGACGACAACCGCAAAAAGGACAAGCUCAGGCCCACGAGCUAUUCCAAGCCCCGGAAAAGGGCCUUCCAGGACAUGGACAAAGAGGACGCUCAGAAGGUUCUGAAAUGUAUGUUUUGUGGCGACUCCUUCGAUUCCCUCCAAGAUUUGAGUGUCCACAUGAUCAAAACAAAACAUUACCAAAAAGUGCCUUUGAAGGAGCCCGUUCCAACCAUUUCAUCAAAAAUGGUCACUCCGGCGAAGAAACGCGUCUUUGACGUCAAUCGGCCGUGUUCCCCUGACUCGACCACGGGCUCGUUUGCAGAUCCGUUUCCUGCUCAGAAGAACGCCAGCCUGCAGCUCUCCUCCAACAAUCGCUAUGGCUACCAGAAUGGGGCCAGCUACACCUGGCAGUUUGAGGCCUGCAAGUCCCAGAUCUUGAAGUGCAUGGAGUGUGGGAGCUCCCAUGACACUUUGCAGCAGCUCACCACCCACAUGAUGGUCACCGGUCACUUUCUCAAGGUCACCAGCUCCGCCUCCAAGAAAGGGAAGCAGCUGGUGUUAGAUCCACUGGCCGUGGAGAAGAUGCAGUCAUUGUCAGACGCCCCAAGCAGUGAUUCUCUGGCUCCCAAGCCGUCGAGUAACUCAGCUUCUGACUGCACAGCCUCUACAACCGAGUUGAAGAGAGAGAGUAAAAAAGAAAAACCGGAGGAGCUCCGCAAGGAUGAGAAAGCCCUGAAGAGCGAGGACUAUGAAGACCCUCUCCAAAAGCCUUUAGACCCUGCGAUGAAGUAUCAGUAUCUACGGGAGGAGGAUUUGGAGGAUGGCUCAAAGGGCGGGGGGGACAUUUUGAAGUCAUUGGAGAACACGGUUACCACCGCCAUCAACAAAGCCCAGAACGGAGCUCCCAGCUGGAGCGCGUACCCCAGCAUCCACGCGGCCUACCAGCUGUCGGAGGGCACCAAGCCUUCUUUGCCCAUGGGCUCCCAGGUGCUGCAGAUUCGCCCCAACCUCGCCAACAAGUUGAGGCCAAUCGCACCCAAGUGGAAAGUGAUGCCGCUGGUUUCCGUGCCCACAAGCCUGGCCCCGUACACUCAAGUUAAGAAGGAGCCAGAAGACAAAGAGGAAGUCGCGAAGGAGUGCGGGAAGGAAAGUCCCCAUGAAGAGGCAUCGUCCUUCAGCCACAGUGAGGGGGAUUCUUUCCCCAAAAGCGAACCCCCGGCAGAAUCCAAAAAGGCUGAGCCCUGUCCCCUGAGGGAGGAGGACAAGCGGAUGAAAGACGGCGGCGAGAAAGAGAAACCCCAGCCCGUGGAGCCCGUGUCUUCUCUCAGCAACGGCUGCGCCCUGGCCACCCACGCUCCGGCCCCGCCGUGUGUCAACCCGCUCAGUGCCCUGCAGUCCGUCCUGAACAAUCACCUGGGCAAAGCCACGGAGCCCUUGCGAUCCCCGUCCUGCUCCAGCCCGAGCUCAAGCACAAUGGCCAUGUUCCACAAGUCGAGUCUCAGUGUCAUGGACAAGCCGGUUCUGAGUCCUGCCUCCACCAGGCCGGCCAGCGUGUCCCGACGCUACCUGUUUGAGAACAACGAUCAGCCCAUCGACCUGACCAAGUCCAAAAGUAAGAAGGCCGAGUCCUCGCAAGCACAAUCCUGCACGUCCCCACCCCAGAAGCACGCUCUCUCUGACAUCGCAGACAUGGUCAAAGUCCUGCCCAAAGCCACCACCCCGAAGCCCGCCGCCUCCUCCAGGGUCCCUCCGGUGAAGCUGGAGAUGGACGUCAGGCGUUUUGAGGACGUGUCCAGCGAGGUCUCGACCUUGCAUAAAAGGAAAGGCCGACAGUCCAACUGGAACCCUCAGCAUCUUCUGAUCCUGCAGGCUCAGUUUGCCUCCAGCCUCUUCCAGACCUCGGAGGGCAAAUACCUGCUGUCCGACCUGGGUCCCCAGGAGCGAAUGCAGAUCUCGAAGUUCACGGGACUCUCAAUGACCACCAUCAGCCACUGGCUCGCCAACGUCAAGUACCAACUUAGGAAAACGGGCGGGACGAAAUUUCUGAAAAACAUGGACAAAGGACACCCUAUCUUUUACUGCAGUGACUGUGCCUCCCAGUUCCGAACGCCUUCGACCUACAUCAGCCACUUAGAAUCUCACCUAGGCUUCCAAAUGAAGGACAUGACCCGCAUGGCCGUGGAACAGCAGAGCCAAGUGGAGCAGGAGAUCUCCCGGGUGUCGUCGGCUCAGAGGUCACCGGAAACCAUAGCUGGCGAAGAGGACACGGACUCUAAAUUCAAGUGUAAGUUGUGCUGUCGGACAUUUGUGAGCAAACAUGCAGUAAAACUCCACCUAAGCAAAACGCACAGCAAGUCACCCGAGCACCAUGCCCAGUUUGUAACAGACGUGGAUGAGGAAUAACUCUGCAGGUAUGGGUUUGCGCCCAGGUGGUUGGGACAGUACCUCUGUGAGGAGCUUCUAGAAAGGGGCCUUUUAGAGGCAGCUGAUGGCUCCCUAGACCAAGAGGGCCGUGGCCUGCUGGAAUAGCACUAGCUUUCAUGAACGGCUAGAAACAGGACGAAUCGGUCCUGACGAUUCUCUGUUUCUCCCCAUUAGCGUUGGAACAUAGAACCAAAUGGGUUUAGAAGGACGGAGCUCUCGGGUUACUGCUCUGGGGUACGCGAUCCCCUUCGUCACCCAGGGCCCAAUUCCCAAGGUCCAGCCCAGGCUACCCCUCGGUUUAAUGAAUAAGUACUGACUUCCCUUACUGUUCCAUUUUACCACCUCUCCUUCCAUAGUAACACUAAUGAUUUAUAAAGUGAUGACAAUUUAAAAAAGAAAAAAAAAAAAGUGAGCCACGGAAUGAAGGUGGUUGAGUUCCUAGGGGCAGCCCCUGUACAGAGACUUCUUAAUCAGCUCGUGAAUAGUGUAAGGCUGUCUUUGUCAUUAUUACUCGUAAUUAGUGCUUUUUGCAGCUUACUGGCAACAGUUGCUACCUUCCACUCCCUCCUCUUUGUUUACUUCCUAUCCAUUAGGUUUCCGGCGAAAGGGAAUUUGCCCUGUAGUCGGAAGGUAGGAAAAUAUUCUUCUCUGCGGAACGCUGAGAUGAAAAGAGGGGAAGCUUCUUUUCUUCCCUCGCCCUUUGGUUUUCCUUAAGAUAAGGCUAAUCUCAGAGUCUCAGAGUUUAACAAAGGUAGAUACAGCGCCUGGCCUUGAGAGUUUAUUUUACGGAAAGAAACAAAUGGCUCUGCACCCUCGCUGCCAAGGCACCUGGGGUCCCGCGGCGUCAUGAUAGUUUGCAUCAUGUCUCAUCGAAGUUCCAGGCCUGGCAGAGUCACCAGUGCCUAGACUAUCUAUGUCACCUUCAGGAAAAGGGACAGAGUUCAAGGUCAGAUACCUUGGCAGACGAGUCCCACCAGCCGUCUUCCGAUGUUGAGUAUGAGCAAGGCUGAAAUUCUUUCCCUCGCCCUUGAUGGAUUUUUCUCUAUUUCCUUUUCUCCCCCCUCCGUCACCAUACCCCCCUUCCAUGUGCCGGCGACCCUCUCAUAUUCAGGUUGUCCUCCUCCUCAGGCCAUAGCCCUAACAUGGGGGUGCAGCCUGAUUUAAGCCUUCAGCACUUGCCAGUCCAGUUUAUGUCGUGCUAGUUUAUAGAUGAGCUCUUUUGGUUAAGUUUUCAGUAAGAUAUGAACAGUUAGUAGUAGUUUACAGUUGAUUUUUGAACAACGUGGGGGUCGGAGGCGCCGACCCUCUGGGCAGUGGAAGAUCCCUGUGUAAGCUGUAGCAGGCCCCUCUCUGCCUCCGCCACAUCCGCAGUUCUGCAUCUGCAGAGUGCGUAGUGCAGUAGUAUGUACAAUGGAAAAAUAGCCACGUGUAAAUAGCCCCACGCAGUUCAGACCCGUGCAGUUCGAGGGUCAGCCUUGAAAGUCCUCACCACCUCCUACUGUCAGAAUGCUUCUUCCAAAGAGGAGGCUUUCGAUGGAGCUACCAAGCUCUGAGCUCUGAGUUCCAAGCGGGGGUGGGUAUUCAGUGGUGUAACUUUGGGUGGACUUCACAUCCCAUAGGGAGAACAGUGUAUGCAGGCAUAGUCGGGAUGAAAUGAAGGGUUAAAACCCGGGGCUGUUCCCCCAGGAGCUUCCGAUAAAGGGGGAACCCCUCCUAUAACGAAUGGUUGUCUGGGCCCAACUGAGGACUUUUGCUUUGUUUGCAUGUUUUUAAUCAUGAUAAUUAAAACAUAUCACUGGUGGUUUCAUCUCUUGCUUUGCAAGCAUGACUCGUUCAGCUCACACUAUUGAAAGAGAAGCUGAAAUGCAUCCGUUGAAUCUAGGCGUGAGCUUGAGGCUCCACCACACCUAUUUAUUUGCUAUAUAACAUUUUAAAUUUUAUGUAACUUGCUAUUAUGCCUUUCCGGUCUUUCAAAAAAAAAAAAAAGAUCUUAAAAGGUAGAUGUACACAGAAUACACAGAGAGAAAUGGUUCCAAUUCCAGAGUGGUCGGUCCAAACCACGGUGAAGAGGACAAAUAGAUGGUGUGUAUUUGUGCCGCAGUAAAGACUGGUUUUCCACCUGUUAGGUUUGUAAUCAUUUUUUAAAAAUUAAUAUCACAGCCAAAACAUUGCAAUGUGUAAAUAGAGAAUGGGGAGGGGAAAAAAAGCCUCAGUCAAAAUCUGAAAUGCACAUAACUCUUCUAAGGAAGCAAAGAAAAACCAAUAAUUUGAGAAAACCUACCCAAAGAUACAUCCUUUCUAUGUAUUUAGAGUCUAUUAAAUUCGUAGAAAGGAGAGCUCUCUUGUCAUCCCUCUGCAUUUGUGCAGAAUAGAUAUUGCUAAUUUGGCCCUUCCGCGCACCCCAUUAUGGAAUUACCGUUACGUGAAAACAAAGCUCCGCCCUUCUGUAAACACUGUUCUACUCUGAUGCGGAGAGAGAACUGCAGAAAAAUGGGACUUGAGCGUUUGGGAUUCAUUCAAAGCGAUGGGAGUACAUUUGCGUUGUGUGUGUACAAAAAGAGAUGCUGGUGCUUAGCGUCUGUGUUGACACCAGAGACAUGCCCGCCUGCCUGAAUGGGUCCCACACCUGCGCAAAGGUGGCGUUCUGAUGUUUUGGUCACCUCGAACAGAGUCCCUCCACCGCAUGGUCCUCGAUUAGAACUCCUGAAGCAAAACUUGCCCGCUGCUUAGAAUUAUGCAUAUAUGUUUUUAAAUGGUCACAGAAAGAGAUCACUGUUAUGUGGAAUUCUAAUUUUAGUGGGUAUGCCUGAUAGCACAAAUUGUACAAGAUGACAUGUUUUAGGAAGCAGGGUCAAGAUUUGAUGGGAAAUUUGGGAACUUGACUGUAUCUAUGAGAUGCAAGUUUUGACCUGAAUUUUCUUUCCUUUCUUAGAUAGGUCUUAAAUUCUGCAAA